GAGGCGAGUGAGCUCGGGAUGGCUGGUUGAGGACCGUAGAGGUUCCGUGCAGUUUAGGGAGUAGGAGGGAAAAGCUUUAAUAGGAAAGGAGAAUUCAGGAGCUGCCACGCAGGCCAGAUCUUUCAUGACUCCAGUCCUCUUCUUCUAACCCAGUGUAUCUUCAGAGUUGUCUACAUUUUUCCAAGAACAGCCAAAAAUGAAUAAAUCCCAGAAAUUCCAGGGAUCAGUAUCCUUUAAGGAUGUGACUGUGGGCUUCACCCAGGAGGAGUGGCAGCACCUGGACUCAACUCAAAGGUCCUUGUAUAGAGAUGUGAUGCUGGAGAACUACAGAAACCUUGUCUCAGUGGGGUAUUGUAUUACCAAACCAGAGGUGAUCUUCAGGCUGGAGCAAGGAGAGGAGCCAUGGAUAUUGGAGGAAGAAUUCCCAAGCCAAAGCUUCUCAGAAGUCUGGAAAACUGAUCACAUGAAAGAAAGAAGCCAAGAAAACCAGCCUAAACAUGUAUGGGAAGUUGUAUUGAUCAAUAACAAAAGGCUGACUAAAGAACGAGGUAAUGUACUAGGAAAGUCACUUGAGUUGGACACAGAUUCUUUUCCUUACAGAAAAAUACUCUGUCAGUGUGACUCAUGUGGAAUGAGCUUCAACUAUAUUUCAGAAUUGGUUAUCGAUAAGAAAAACUCUCUGGGGAAAAAAACUGAUGAAUUUAAUGCCUGUGGAAAAUUGCUACUCAGUAUUAAACAUGAGAAAACUCAUACUAAAGAAAAAAAUGAAUAUUUUAGAAGUGGAAAAAUUGUCAGUCAUAAUGAGGAUUCUGUUCAGCUUGAGAAGAUUCAAACUUUAGAGCAAAAUUUUGAAUAUAACAUACAUCGAGAAUCCUUCAAUGAAAAGGUAGUACUCAGUACAUACAAGACAGAGAUCACUGAAGAGAAUGACUGUGCCUAUGAUGAAUAUGGGAGAAGAUUCUGUGAUAGCUCAUCCUUAUUGUUCCAUCAGACAACUCCCUCAAAGGAAAAUCACUAUGAAUUUGGUGAUUGUGGGACAUCCUUAUGUGUGAAGUCCUCUCUUUUAAAACAUCAUGGGGCACAUUUGAAACACUGUGAAUAUGGCGAAAGUGGGAAUAAUUUCAGGAGGAAGUUCUACCUCUCACAGCUUCAGAAAACUCGUAAAGGAGAAAAGCACUUUGAAUGUAAUGAAUGUGGGAAAGUUUUUUGGGAGAAGUCACACCUCACUCGACAUCAGAGGAUUCACACAGGAGAGAAAAACUUUCAAUGUAAGGAGUGUGGAAAAACUUUCUGGGAGAAAUCAAACCUCACUAAACAUCAGAGGUCACACACAGGGGAGAAACCGUAUGAAUGCAGUGAAUGUAGGAAAGCAUUCAGCCACAAGUCAGCCCUCACGUUACACCAGAGAACACAUACAGGGGAGAAACCCUAUCAGUGUAACGCAUGUGGGAAAACUUUUUAUCAGAAGUCAGACCUCACUAAACAUCAGAGAACACAUACAGGACUAAAACCCUAUGAAUGUUAUGAAUGUGGGAAAUCUUUCUGUAUGAAUUCACACCUUACAGUACAUCAGAGAACUCAUACAGGUGAGAAACCCUUUGAAUGUCCUGAGUGUGGGAAGUCUUUCUGUCAGAAGUCACAUCUCACACAGCAUCAGAGAACUCACAUAGGAGAUAAACCCUAUGAAUGUAAUGCAUGUGGGAAAACUUUCUACCACAAGUCAGUACUUACCAGGCAUCAGAUAAUUCAUACAGGUUUGAAACCUUAUGAAUGUUACGAAUGUGGGAAAACCUUCUGCUUGAAGUCUGACCUCACAGUACAUCAGAGAACUCACACAGGAGAAAAACCGUUUGCAUGCCCUGAGUGUGGGAAAUUUUUCAGCCAUAAGUCAACCCUAUCUCAACACUUUAGAAUCCAUACAGGGGAGAAACCGUAUGAAUGUCAUGAAUGUGGAAAAAUCUUCUAUAAUAAAUCUUACCUAACAAAACAUAAUAGAACACAUACAGGGGAGAAGCCCUAUGAGUGCAAUGAAUGUGGGAAAACCUUCUGCCAGAAAUCACAGCUCACUCAGCACCAGAGAAUUCACAUAGGGGAGAAACCCUAUGAAUGCAGUGAGUGUGGAAAGGCUUUCUGCCAUAAGUCAGCUCUGAUUGUGCAUCAGAGAACACAUAUAGAAGAAAAGCCCUAUAAAUGUAAUGAAUGUGGAAAAUCUUUUUGUGUGAAGUCAGGACUUACUCUGCAUCAGAGGAAGCACACAGGAGAAAAGCCCUAUGAAUGUAAUGAAUGUGGGAAAUCCUUUAGCCACAAAUCAUCACUCACGGUACAUCACAGGGCUCACACAGGAGAGAAGUCUUGUCAAUGUAAUGAAUGUGGGAAAAUUUUUUACCGUAAAUCAGACCUCGCUAAACAUCAUAGAUCACACACAGGGGAGAAGCCCUAUGAAUGUAACACAUGUCAGAAAACCUUUUCUCAGAAGUCAAACCUUAUUGUACAUCAGCGAACACACAUAGGAGAAAACCUUAUGAUUGAAGUGAAUAUUAGAAAUGUUGAGCCACAAUUCAGCACCUACUCCAUUUCAGAGAAUUCACACUAUGGAGAAAGCUCUGUUGAUAUCCUGAAUGUUUAA
Molecule: messenger RNA, 2626 nt
Organism: Budorcas taxicolor (takin)
Lineage: Eukaryota; Metazoa; Chordata; Mammalia; Artiodactyla; Bovidae
Product: zinc finger protein 33B-like
Biological process (GO): negative regulation of transcription by RNA polymerase II
Molecular function (GO): DNA-binding transcription repressor activity, RNA polymerase II-specific
Source: RefSeq, a predicted model, not a curated record